GCAUAUUCACAGAGUUACAAACUUGACCGAAGUCGGAAACGAAAAUGGCACCGCCUUUGAGAACAUUAUUGACUAAAAUGGCAGAAGGAGGCGAAUACAGCAGUGCAGUGCUAGGAUCCAAUGAAAUAUUUGAGUACACGUGUACCCCAUGCGCUGAUGAUGGUACCAUUGUGGAGUCGUUAAAAUAUUGCUCUGAAUGUAAAGAGAAUCUAUGUGCAGCGUGUGUGAAAUAUCAUCAAAAAGUGUCCGCAACGAAAAAACACACGCUACAAGAUAACGGAUUCCAGAGAUAUGAGGGAAAUUCCGUAGAUUCUACAUCAGAUGAGGACAAAUUGUUUAAAUGUCUCUACCAUCCAGACAGGGAUAUUGAGAUGUACUGCGAUGCUCAUAAAAUGGUGUUUUGCUCUCUAUGUAUAGCUAAGGACCACAGGCAAUGUAGUGGAAUUCUAGAGCUUGAAGAAGCAGCUGAAAAACAUCCUGUAAAGAAUAAAGACGAAACAUUGCGACAAAUCGACUCACUGCAAACAGAUUUACAGGCAAAGAAACAAAAGAAAGAAGUCAAUUUGAUUGCACUUGAUCAGGAAAAGAAUGAAAUUCUAAAAACCAUUGACAACAAGGAACGUUUGAUCAUUGACAAAGUCAGAGACCUAGCUGCAGAUGCGAAAGCAAAGACAUGUAUUAGAUAUGAUGAUUUGAGAAAGGAUAUUCAGGACGAAAAGUCCAUUCUUUUGCAAGCAAUUACUGAUACCAGUGAAUUGAAGGGUAAGGUUAAAGCCGAAAAAGAGUUAGAUGCAAAGCAACAAUUUGCAGGGUAUAUUUUACAAAAGGAUAUUAUUUUACAAACGGAGAAAAUAAUUGAAGGCGUCGAGGAAGAUGAACGGAAAAUGAAAUGUUUUAUGAACGACGAGUUGAUACAACAAGUUACGUCAGCUGACUGUCUUGUUCAAAUUGUUGCAAAUACACGCGGAAAUAAAACGAAAGACAAGAUAUUGAGCAAGAAGUCACAAAAAGAAGUAGUUAUUAAAGGAAAUCGAGACAAACAAACAUGCAGCAUAUAUGGAAUUUGCGAGCUUCUUGAUGGAACAGUCAUUGUAGCUGAUCACUCUAAUGAUAAGCUGAAAAGGCUGAGUAAGGAUUUCAUAAUCACAGAGGAACUUGAUUUAAAUUCAACUCCAUUAGGAAUGUGCUUGACUGGAAAUUCUGAAGUAGCUGUUAAGCUUAAAAACCAAACAGUAUUGUUCGUUUCCAUCAAUGAUAAAUUCACAAAAGGACAUUCAAUAAAUUUAGAAAUUGACAGCAGUAUUGGACUUGCUUGUCUUCACAAUGAACUGUGGUGCUCAGUUGAUAACGUCAUUAAAGUUUAUAAUAAACUUGGUAAAGUCGUGAAAUCUUUUUGUAGUGAAUCAUUUGAAGGAACAAAAUUUAAACCAAACGAGCCAUUUCUUUACCCAGUUGACGCUGAUAAUGAGUUUGUUUAUUUGACCGACGUGAACAGUCAAGUAUCAUGCAUUGACAAGGAAGGAAACGUGUGGUCGAUUAUAAAUUUUGAAAGACUCGAACGAGUAAGGAGAGGUUGUAUAACACAAAGUGAUAUCAUUUUCCUCGCAGGAUAUACAUCAGGCAAUAUAAUGAUGUUCAAUAAAAAUGGGAAAUGCUUAGGAGAAUUGGUUGACGGCUUAGUAAAUCCAGACUCUUUGUGUUACGUCAGCAGGACUAGACAGCUGAUUGUUGGGCAUAAAAACAAGGAUAUAUUAACAAUUAUCGAAACGGAUUAACGCUAUGACUAUAUGGUGGAUUGAUGGACAUUGCACUUAUCCUAAAAAUAUUGAAUAUUUAAUUGAUGUUGCAAUAAUAUCUUGUUAGCCAUGGUCAUAUAUAUUCAAAACUUUUGGUACUUGUGACAAACAUCCGGACUUUCCAAUAUCGUUUUCUUCUCCUAUCAGAAGCAUGUUCAUCAUAUCCAUUUUUCUGGUAAUAAAAUAAUAGAACUGGCAAUGCCUCCCAAUUCAAACCAAUGUUAUCUACGAAAUACUUGAUUUGUGAUUUGUUUCACAAGCUUUACUGAUUUUGUCACAAACCAAUAAUGCCAUAUAAACAUCAGAAAUGGUUUUGAUAUUUAACAUUCAUAUUUGGAUAACGGAAAAAUAAAGUGGAACAAUACAGAA
Molecule: messenger RNA, 2165 nt
Organism: Ruditapes philippinarum (Manila clam)
Lineage: Eukaryota; Metazoa; Mollusca; Bivalvia; Venerida; Veneridae
Product: E3 ubiquitin-protein ligase TRIM45-like
Exons: 3
Coding region: 45-1775 (576 amino acids)
Biological process (GO): positive regulation of DNA-templated transcription
Cellular component (GO): nucleoplasm; chromatin
Molecular function (GO): ubiquitin-protein transferase activity
Source: RefSeq, a predicted model, not a curated record